This is a messenger RNA of Podospora pseudopauciseta, 1714 nucleotides long. RefSeq lists its product as uncharacterized. The transcript is spliced from 5 exons. The coding region runs from base 1 to 1671 and encodes 556 amino acids. NCBI's taxonomy places the organism in Eukaryota, Fungi, Ascomycota, Sordariomycetes, Sordariales, Podosporaceae. The record is from RefSeq and is a predicted model, not a curated record.
AUGGGGUUGAUCUCCCUUUCGUUUCUCACCUUUGCUACUCUUCUCCUGGGCGUCGCCAUCAUGGUCUUCUUCCGGCGCAAAGAUGCGUCGGCUCUGGAGCCCAUCACCAAGAUGCUAUCAUCGACGGCGUUUAUCGGCUCGCAGACGGGAGGAGAGUCGGUCAUCAACUAUUCCUACACGGAUCUCCCGUGGACGUUGAUGAUGUGGGAUGUUUAUUAUUUCUUUCAUUAUCUCUGGGCCAUAUUCUAUGUUGUUUGGCCUGUGACGCCAACCGACUCGGCCGAGCUGUCUGAGCUGUCUUUUACCUAUGGCAACGUGCUAAGUUUGGCGGUCCAUUUGGUUCUGGUCGUUUUACAGCUGGCCUUCGUUGUUGCGUUGCCGUUUAUGAUCAUCUUGCCAGUGUGGACGGCGGUAGGGUCGAUUGCUGGCUUCAUGGGGGUCAACAAACUGCUGUGUGUGAUAUUGAAUGGCAGAGGAGGCCAGGUCGAGUAUCACAGUGAUCCAGAAUAUGCCGAGGCGAGAAAGGAGCAUGAGGGAGAGGUGUGGAUAUUUAUCAAUGGUGUUGCUGCUGGGGAACACUGGAUGAAGAGUAACUUGAAUCGUCUAGCUGUCACCUUCAAGCGGCCCAUCUUGGGUAUCCAUAACAAAACAGCGGGUAUACUUUUCGAUGUUGUAGAAUGCUGUAUCCAGCGAAACUGGCAGUGCAAGUAUGCCACUAAAGACGUCCGAGUCUGCUACCGCAUCAUCAAAGAAAAGCUCUACGAUCCUCAAAACACCAAAGUCGUCUUCAUCCUCCACUCUCAGGGUGGAAUCCAGGGCAGCUUGAUUAUCGACUGGCUGCUUCAAGAACUUCCCCAAGACAUUCUCUCCAAGCUGGAAGUCUACACUUUCGGUAACGCAGCCAACCACUUCAACAACCCCCACCGGCACGUCCGGUCCCAGAGAGCCGCCCUGAGAAACCCCCUGGCUGCCAAGACAGAUUCCACUCUGGAGGAGAAUGACGGGACAAUCACCAACGUCACCGACGACACAGCCCCAAAUGCCAAUGCCAAAGCCAAUCUCACUCCCGAACAACAAGAGGAAAAGAUCCCCUCUUUGACCUCCCUUGCCUCCUCAACAUGCUCGGCCCGCCCAUCCCAGCUCUCGGACCGCGCCAUCGGCCACAUCGAGCACUACGCCCACACAACCGACUUUGUCGCCUUAUGGGGCGUCCUCCACUUCACCACCUCCACACUCGACUCACCCACCAUGCCCAGAUUCAUAGGAAGAGUCUUUGCCCGGUCUAGCCCCCGCGGCGGUCACCAGUUUGUGCAGCACUAUCUCGAUGGGAUGUUCCCCCUCCAGCGCGACGCCAACGGGAAGCUCCUACGCGACAGCGACGGGAAAUUGGUUGGGUGUGUAGAAGAAGGGGAUAAUGAGUUCAUGGAGAGUGAGGUCAUCAUUGGGAAUGACGAGGGGGCUGAUAUUGAGGGGGAUCUGGAGGGGGAACAGGUGCAGAUUCAUAGUGUCAGUCCUACGAUCUUGAGGAAGAGGGCAACGUUUAGGCGGGAGGGGGUGGUGAAGAUGAGGGUCAGGGAGUUGAGUCGAUUGUGGCAGUACAGAGAUGGUGGGAGUCCGGAGGAGCGUAAGGAGAAGAGGAAUAGGGAGGUGAGGAAAGGGGUUACGAUCUGAGGUGGUUCUGAGGUGGGGUGGAUUUGGCAGCGUUAAUGAGCGA